Messenger RNA from Zophobas morio, 1497 nucleotides. RefSeq names its product leucine-rich repeat and immunoglobulin-like domain-containing nogo receptor-interacting protein 2. The transcript is spliced from 6 exons. Gene Ontology annotation, cellular component: heterotrimeric G-protein complex. Gene Ontology annotation, biological process: sensory perception of taste; phospholipase C-activating G protein-coupled receptor signaling pathway. The record is from RefSeq and is a predicted model, not a curated record. Lineage: Eukaryota; Metazoa; Arthropoda; Insecta; Coleoptera; Tenebrionidae. Gene Ontology annotation, molecular function: G-protein beta-subunit binding. The coding region runs from base 1 to 1497 and encodes 498 amino acids.
AUGCUCCAAUUUGAUUAUCAAGUAACAGGUAACACAGAACAACGAAUGGUUACUGGUGCAGAGAUUAUUAUUAAUAAUUCCGAGGAUAAGGUGGAGGUCACCGUUUCAAACCAAUAUCUUCCUCAAUUAUGUUGUAAAAUGGUGGACAGCGACAAACUGGAAGAAUGUUUGUCUGCUUCCAUAGCAAACGUUUCUAAGUCGUUCGAAAUCGUCAAUAAUAGACUUACUUCGGUUAAAAAACGCACCUUUGCCAACUUAAAAGUGGAACAAAUUUCCCUGAACAAUAACUUGAUCGAAACAUUAGAAAACGACGCUUUUUAUAAUUUGACAAAUCUGAUCGUUUUAACUAUGUCUAGGAAUCUCUUAGAAGUGUUAAAUCCUGAAGCGUUUUCAUUGUUACCAAAUUUGUCAGGGCUAAAUUUGAGGUUUAAUCGUCUUCAUACCUUACAAACUGGAGCCUUCGAGGGAAUAUCUCCCCGAACAGAAUUGACGGUGGACUUGAAUGGAAACAGAAUCCGAACACUACCUGACGAUGUGUUCAGUAAUCACACGUUCGGACAGUUAGAUUUGGGUAAUAAUCCUGUGAAAAAGAUUGCCGCUAGCUUUUGUGAAGGUUGUAGUAUGGAAAAAAUAUAUCUUUCUUGCGAUUAUUUGACUUUGGAGGAUGUUGAGAUGAUCAGAAAUUGGGCAGAAGCUGGCGGAGUUCGAUUAUACACAAAACGACGAACGGUUACUAGCGCAGAAAUUAUUAUUAAUAAUUCCGAGGAGAAGGUGGAGGUCACCGUUUCAAAGCAAUAUCUUCCUCAAUUAUGUUGUAAAAUGGUGGACAGCAACAACGUGGAAGGAUGUUUGUCUGCCUCCAUAGCAAACGUUGCUCGAUCAUUCAAAAUCACCAACAACAGACUUAGAUCGGUUAAGAAAGGCACCUUUGCCAACUUAAAAGUAAACACAAUUUCCCUGAGCAAUAACUUGAUCGAAACAUUAGAAAACGACGCUUUUUAUAAUUUGACAAAUCUGAUCACUUUAUCACUGUCUAGGAAUCUCCUGGAAGUAUUAAAUCCUGAAGCGUUUUUUUUGUUAUCAAAUUUGGCAGCGCUAGAUUUGAUGUUUAAUCGUAUUCAUACCUUACAAACCGGAUUCUUUAAGUUUUUAACAAAUAACGUUCAGGUUCUUCUAAAUUGUAAUCGAAUUUCUCGAGUUGAAAAGGCGUUCGCAGGGGUAUCUCCCAGAACAAGAUUGACGAUUGACUUGAAUGGAAAUAGAAUCCAAACAUUGUCUGAAGAUGUGUUUAGUAAUCACACGUUCGGACAGUUAGAUUUGGGCAAUAAUCCAGUGAAAAAGAUUGCUAAGACUUUUUGUGAAGGCUGUACUAUGGAAACACUAUAUCUUUCUUGCGAUUAUUUGACUUUGGAGGAUGUUGAAAUGAUUAGAAAUUGGGCGGAAGUUGCCCUAGUUCGGUUAUUCACAACACAUAUUUGUAGAGUUGCGUUUUUCUAA